Molecule: messenger RNA, 2393 nt
Organism: Phoenix dactylifera (date palm)
Lineage: Eukaryota; Viridiplantae; Streptophyta; Magnoliopsida; Arecales; Arecaceae
Product: ABC transporter G family member 9-like
Biological process (GO): transmembrane transport
Cellular component (GO): plasma membrane
Molecular function (GO): ABC-type transporter activity; ATP binding; ATP hydrolysis activity
Source: RefSeq, a predicted model, not a curated record
UUAGGCGAGAUGAAUCCACGCGUAGGGUGGGAUGCGAUGGGUCGAGGUUACCAUGCUUGAACCCCUCGAACUCCCCCGCGCUUAUAUAUCAAGGGUGCGGGCAGACCUCUUCCUCCCAAAUUGUCCCCAUCCUCCUCUUCUCGACUCCUCCUCCCCAUGCACAACACAGUCCUGAAGGUCUUGUGAACCAGGGAGCGAGUGACACGAGACAGGAACGAGAGAGAGGCCAGACAAGCUCCUCCUACAGCAAAAUUCCGACGGGUGUGUGGGUGUGGGGGUGUGUGUGAGAGAGAGAAAGAUUCUGCAGCGUGAUUUUACGUUGAAGCGGAAGGGAACAUUUGGAAGAGGGAGACGGGAAGGAUGACGGAGAUGGAGAUGCAACCCCGAUCGCAGCUGGAAGCAGACGAGGAAGGUGCCGGUCGUCGUCCCAUCUUCGCCACGGCCCGCCAUCCGGUUACUCUCAAGUUCGAGGAUGUGGUGUACAAGAUCGAGGUGAAGGCAGACGGCUCCAGGAAGGGCGAGAAGACGAUACUGAAGGGGGUGUCCGGGGCCGUGCUCCCGGGGGAGAUGCUGGCGAUGAUGGGACCCUCGGGGAGCGGGAAGACCACCUUGCUUACGGCCCUGGCUGGUCGCCUUGCCCGCCCCGGCCGCCGCCUCUCCGGUAGCAUCACCUACAACGGUCGGCCCUUCUCCAACCAGCUCCGGCGCAAUAUGGGCUUCGUCUCCCAGGACGACAUCCUCUACCCCCACCUCACCGUCUCCGAGACCCUCCUCUACACCGCCCUCCUCCGCCUCCCGCGCACCCUCUCCCGCACCGAGAAGGCGGCCCAGGCCGAGCAGGUCAUGGUCGAGCUCGGCCUCCUCGGCUGCUGCAACAGCAUGAUCGGCGGGUCCCUCGUGCGCGGGAUCUCCGGUGGGGAGCGCAAGCGGGUCAGCAUCGGCCAGGAGCUGCUCAUCAACCCCAGCCUGUUGUUCCUCGACGAGCCUACCUCCGGCCUCGACUCCACCAUCGCCGGCCGGAUCGUGACCACCAUCGCCGACCUCGCCCGGGGGGGCAGGACCGUGGUGAUGACCAUCCACCAGCCCUCCAGCCGGAUCUUCUACAUGUUCCACAAGAUCCUGCUGCUCUCCGACGGCCACACCCUUUACUUCGGCAAGGGCUCCGACGCCAUGAACUAUUUCGCCAGCAUCGGCUACGCCCCCGCCGUGGCCAUGAAUCCCGCCGACUUCCUUCUCGACCUUGCCAACGGUUUGGCUCCCGAUGAAACACUGCAGAGCCAAGAAGCUCUUAAGGAGACUUUGUCCUCUGCCUACUCUCACCGCUUGCAUAAUCAGAUAGUUGAGGAGCUCCGAGAAGUAGGAGGAGAAUUUAAAGAAUCUGAGCUCCAUAAAACUAGAAACGAGUGGUCUACAACCUGGUGGGAACAAUUCUCAGUGUUGCUCCAGAGAGGCAUGAAAGAAAGGAAGCACCAGGCCUUCUCUGGAUUCCAGGUUGCACAGAUUAUUAUAGUGGCUUUUCUUGGAGGGUUUAUGUGGUAUGGAUCCAGAGGACAUGUUCAAGACCAGAUGGGCCUCCUUUACUUUAUCCUGGGAUUCUGGAGUUUCUACCCCGUCUUCGAAGCCUUAUUCACUUUCCCACAGGAACGCACGAUGCUGACUAAAGAGAGAGUUUCGGGAAUGUACAGGCUCUCCUCCUACUUCACGGCUAGGAUGGUUGGUGAUUUGCCCAUGGAGCUUAUCCUCCCCAUUGUGUUCCUCACCAUCACGUACUGGUUGGGAGGUCUGAAGCAUAGCUUGUGGAGCUUCCUCAUUACCCUGUCUAUCAUGCUCCUGCAGGUUCUUAUCGCCCAAGGCCUCGGGUUUGCACUCGGGGCCUUGGUCAUGGACCUCAAGGCUUCUACCACGCUUGCGUCCGUGAUCUUGCUUUCCUUCAUGCUCGCUGGGGGGUACUACGUCCAACAUGUGCCCCCUUUCAUUGCCUGGAUCAAGUACAUCUCCUACAUCUACUACACCUUCAAGAUCCAGAUAUCCGCUCAGUACUCGUCCGGCGACACCUACGAGUGCUCCGGUGGCCAGAGAUGUCCUGUUGAAAGUGUUCCUGCAAUUGCUGUAGUCGGCUUUAGCCAUCAAAGUCUAGCAAUUGCGGCCUUGUUCAUAAUGUUCAUCUUUUUUAGGGUGGUGGCUUAUGUUGCCUUGAUAAGGGUCGGAAGGAUCAAGUCGGGCAAUAGUUCUUGCAUACAUUAACUCUCCAGAAAAAAGGAAAUUUUGUAACUCAAAACUAAGGGUUUGUAACUCGUAAUAUGAAGAUUUUAACAUAAAAGGGUUUGUAACUCACCAGGCCUUCCUGAUGCCUGUUGUCCCUCAAAGAAUAAAAGGCUUGUUUUCCAAUCUUU